This is a messenger RNA of Chara braunii, 4296 nucleotides long. Lineage: Eukaryota; Viridiplantae; Streptophyta; Charophyceae; Charales; Characeae. The record is from the annotation of a GenBank genome assembly.
GAGGAACGAGGAAUACGCGGUGAAGAAACUCGUUCUGCUGGUGGAGUUUACCAAGCUAAGAUUUCGUUGCCGCUCACAUUUAUGUGUAUGUAUUUUUUUUUUUUUUUUUUUUUUUAAGAAUUAGCGUUGCUGACUUUUGAAUCUUAUUAUUAUUAUUAUUAUUUGAUUAUUUGAUUACUAUUAGUAAGUGAAACACGUAGUACAGAAUGGCCGCUUCGUCGUUGACGGUACACGCGGCGGCUCUGGGUAGACCGUCCGGACAGGCGACGUGUUCAGGCUGUGGGAGCAGUCUACAGCCAUCUCGUCGUCGUCGAACUUCCCAUCCAAUGGCUGCUGCUGCUGCCGUUGGAUCGGCGUCGUCCAUCAACGCAAGUCCUUCAUCGCGGUCUUCUUCUUCUUCUUCCUCCUCCUCCUCCUCCUCCUCUCCGUCUUCUUCAUAUUCAUCAGCUUCCCUCUUCUGCUCAUCGCCAAGUCGAGCACUGCCCCUUCAUCAGCCGUGUGGGUGUUCCUCUCCUUCUUCGGCAGCCGCGUGCAGCCCCGCUUGCCACUCUCCAUCCUCAGGUUGUUGCGCGUCCUCUAGGCUAUCUUCUUCUAGAUCAUGCUGGUCCCGCGGCGGCGCUGUCUCCCACGACUGCUACCGGAGACCGCUUGCCACUUGGCCAGCUACCGGUCGCAGGGGAAGCGGAAGUCAGCAGCACAUUCUCGUUCCGAAACGGUCGCGACAUGGCAGCGGUGUUGGCCGCAUUCAACGGGGCAGUCUAUCAAUCCAAGCGGGCAACCUAUCAAUCCAAGGCAUGGGAGUGGAGAUGGAGAACGGGAGAAGGAGAACGAGAAGGCGAUGGACGCCGACAAUCGUUAGAUGUGCGGGAAGUGACGAGCGGAGCGGGGGAACAGGUGGAGGAGAGGCAGGUGGAGAUAAGGUGGAUGCUUCUUCUUCCUCCUCCGCUUCGUCUAAUUCGUCUUCCCCGAAUUCGAUGACGACAACGACAACAACAACAACAACGACGGCGGCGGCGGAGACCAAAGCGGUCGGGAUCACUCCGCCGCCGACCGAGGUCGUGGAUAGUUCAACGACCGAAGGCGGGGUUAAUGUCGAUGGAGGAGGAGGGGAGCCUCAGCUACCGUUGCCGACAGUUUCCAGUGCUGAUGGGGAUAGCCUCCCUUCUUCUCAUGCCGAAGAAGAGAAAGUGCGUCUGGACGCGUUCAGCGUGAUGGAAUUGCUGGGGCCGGAGAAGGUCGACUCGGAAGAUGUGAAGUUGUUGAAGGACAGGUUAUUUGGGUACACGACGUUCUGGGUGACAAAACAGGAACCAUAUGGUGACUUUGGAGAGGGUGUACUGUUGACGGGAAACUUGAGAGGGAUGAGGGAGGAAGUGUACGAGAAAUUGCAAAAGUCGCUUAAAGAGUUAAUGGGAGAUAAAUAUGAUUUGUUCAUGAUUGAGGAGCCUAACGCUGACGGCCUUGAUCCUAGAGGAGGACCACGUGUCAGCUUCGUCUUGCUCCGAAAAGAAGUAUCGCAGCCAGGCCCUACAACGUUCUGGCAAUACAUGCUCGCAGUCGGCCUUUUCUUCCUCACUGCCGGGGCAUGCUUGGAGUUGGGAUUAGCCUCACAGGUCUCUCGGCUCCCUGAAGAAAUUGUGAGGUAUUUUGCAAGUCCUGACCCACAAAACAUGACGACUCCAGAUGUGUCUUCUCUUGCGCCAUUUGUCGACAGCGCAUUGCCUGUUGCCUACGCUGUUUUCGGUGUUCAGCUUAUACAUGAGGCUGGUCAUUGGGUGGCGGCUUUCCCAAGGAAAAUGCGUCUUGGAAUGCCCUACUUCAUCCCAAACAUAACAAUUGGCAGCUUUGGUGCUAUAACCCAGUUUGCAUCUAUCUGUCCAGACAGAACCGCAAAGUUUGAUGUUUCUAUAGCAGGACCAGUCGCAGGAGGAGUACUCUCUCUUGGGGUAUUUGCUUACGGACUUGCACUCUCUGUCUCACCAUCCAGCCCUGAUGACCUCAUUCAAGUCCCCAGCCUCUUGUUCCAAGGAUCUCUGGCACUUGGCAUAGCAUGUAGAGCAGUCCUUGGAUUCAAAGCAGUGCAUGCUCCCUUUGUGGCGAUCCAUCCACUCGUUGUGGCAGGGUGGUGUGGAUUGACCACAACAGCGCUGAAUCUUCUGCCAGUUGGAUGCCUAGAUGGAGGAAGGGCUCUGCAGGCAGCUUUUGGUAAAGGGGUAUUGCAAGUCACUAGCAUCGUCACCUAUGUGCUUCUUGGUCUGAGUCUGCUAGGAGGCACUUUGUCAUUGCCAUGGGGCUUGUAUGUCCUCAUCCUCCAGCGUAAUCAAGAGAAGUCGGCGCUGAAUGAUGUCACGGAGGUCGGUACUCUCAGGCAAGGGUUACUUGUAUUUCUCCUCACGCUGUCUGCUUUAAUACUCUUACCAGUGCUCCCCCCAAUUGCAGAGGAUUUAGGAAUAGGCCCGACGCCACUGGACCCUUUCCUGUAAAACCAUUUUUAGAAGGGGAACUACAGACUCUGUUGGUUCAGCUUUCCUUGAUUUGCUAUUCUCUUCUACGGGCAUAAAGAGUUCUCGCUUUUCUCACAAAUUGUGACGUCACAGACCAGAAAUGCUACUAAUGAUACUGGACAGUCUUUAGGAGGUAGAGACAGCGCUCUCCCCUCUUCUUCCAUCCCCUUCCAUUCUGUUUGAGGUUUGACAGUGUUGUCGCACUCAGCGACAAUGCAGUCCCCAGCUACUGCCGUGCUCGGUAAGGAAGCCAGCCCCUUUGCAGUUGAUGAAGGCGGCAUCGGGGCGUGAGUCUUGGGACCUUGUACUCAAGUUGCUUAGCUAUUGACUUGUAGUAACACCUUUAGUCUUUCUUUAGUCUUUCUCUAUGGUGCGGCAACUUUAUCUAUGGUGCGGCAACUUUCUCCAUGGUGCGGCAAAAACGCCUUUAGUCUUUCUUUAGUCUUUCUCUAUUGUGUGGCAAGACAUGUGGAGGGUAUUCAUUCGCAAUCAAGGCAUCAUCAAGUCGAGGAGUCUUCUUGAACUGCGCAGUCCAAUUAGUACGCUAAAGCUGUAGCCUUUAGCUAUGAAAUUGUGAAGCAUCGGAAGCUCUCGGCUAUAUUAAGAAAGAAGGCAGCUGAUCGACUCUUUGCGGGCACAGCAGUUUUGCAAUCCACUGCUUUUGUUGGUGUGUCAAGCAUCCCGCUACAAAUACUGGCUGCAUACAUACUUUAGCUAUAUAUUAUUAUACUUAACGCUUCAUGUAGAGAAAACUAUAGCACAUCAUCUGAGGCCUUACUUUCAUGCGGAGGACGCAUGCAAACAAAAGAAUGAGAGUGAUGAAAAGGACUCCAGCAUCGCUCUUAGCUAUGUCAACUGCAGAGCUACCGUCUUGACCCGAGUAGAACACCCGGUCAUUAUUUUGCCAUAUCUGGACUGAAAGUUGGACCAAAUACAGCUACAAUGACGGGGCGUUCUGUUUGGGUGAAGAUGGGAUGGGAGGGUGUGCGAGAAGAGAGAGGGAUGAGGAACACCUGAUUUCAACUGUGGUCAUGUACAGAUUAUAAUCUGGUCUGGCAAUCAUCAGUUAGCGACGUGAUCCUCCCUGCCAAAAGGUUUGCUUGGCUGUUACGUUUACUGCCAUGGUCAGCAGCACCCUGGAAAGUAGAGAGAGAAAGUGGGGGGGGGGGGGGGGGGGGGGGGGGGGGGGGGAGAAAGUGGGAGGGACAUAGCUGGCGGCUUUUCUCUCCUGCGCUAGCUUCAGUUCAGAGCUGUACUGAAGCGUAAAUACUAAAUAGUAUCAAGUACCGCUGUAUACAAAAGCUAAGCCUCCUCGUCCAUCCAACCUGUGGUGUGGAUGAGAGCGAGUAUUUUGUUCAGUCCGAUCGAAAAAUGAGUUACGUCGGGUGAUGACGAUGAACAAGCUGUGAGUAAUUUGAGAUAAAUUUGAUCUCUGGGCUGCAGUACUUGACGCUGGUCCAGCGGCCUGUUAACUGGAGCUGCUGUGCUUCUCUAAACUUGCAGGGUUGUACGAGUUUUAUAACUUCUCUUAGCUGAGUUCCUCCUUCUCCUCUCUUCACAGUAGAAAACCUCUGUUUUUCUCUUUUUUUUUGCAAGCAACACCUUGUCAGGGGUGGUCUCCCUGGGAAGAUAUCAGUACCACCAGGUGACCAGGUACUACCCUGAUGCACGUGGCUCCGGUCUUAUUGGUGGGGGGGAGGAACACCUGCUGGAAAUCGAGUCCACUGUCCCAUGCGUAGAAGACUAGAGUCCUUGAAGGCAGCUAGCAUUGUGAAUCUUGUGAUUUCACUUG